Messenger RNA from Trypanosoma theileri, 816 nucleotides. RefSeq names its product anaphase promoting complex subunit 10. Bases 1 to 816 code for a protein of 271 amino acids. Lineage: Eukaryota; Euglenozoa; Kinetoplastea; Trypanosomatida; Trypanosomatidae. Gene Ontology annotation, biological process: protein K11-linked ubiquitination; anaphase-promoting complex-dependent catabolic process. The record is from RefSeq and is a predicted model, not a curated record. Gene Ontology annotation, cellular component: anaphase-promoting complex. The transcript has a single exon.
AUGGAACACCCCCCUGUGCGUGGUGAGGAAGUAGAUGAAAGAUUAGAACCUGACAAUAAUGAGAAUAUAAACAGUGGCGAUAGUGAAACUCCUAGUGUAAUUGAUGAUGAUGAACUCACAGCCCGAGAGAAACAUCAGGCACUCAUCGCCCUUCAUGAUGCUGUUUGGACUGUAAGUUCUGCAAAACACGGUAAUGGCGUCACCUGUUUAUUAGAAGCCUCUCAUGAUACUUAUUGGCAAUCAGAUGGUGUACUUCCACAUACAAUAUUAAUUGAGUUUGCCCGUUUAACUCCUGUUGUUGCCGUUGCUCUUUAUCUUGACUAUGUGCAGGAUGAGAGUUAUACUCCUCGUAAACUACGUAUACAGGCAGGGACACAUAAUGGUGAUAUCGCCGAUGUUGCCCAUGCCACCGUGGAUGAUCCGAAAGGUUGGGUUUUACUGAAAAUGUAUGUAGAGCCAGAGACAUUAGAGCCAUGGGACAUCGGGAUUAUUCGUCCAGCUGGAGAAGAGCGAGGCGUGGAUAAUAAUAAUAAUAAUAGUCGUGGAAUGUGGUCCACAACUGCCACUCGUGGGAUUGGACGAGGUGUAGAUGUUUCCUCUGCGGCUUCCCCACCGAUGGUGAGUGGAGUGAUGGAUCAUGAUGAUUAUGCGGAGUUUAUAGUGGAUGCGGUGUGGUGUACACAACUGCGGAUUGUACUGGAGGAGAAUCGACAAAAUGGACGUGAUUGCCAUGUGCGUGGAGUGCGGGUGUUGGGGCCUGUUCAUCAGAGUGUGUUUACAACAGCCUCCUUUACACAGGAUUUGAUGCUCCGUUGA